Molecule: messenger RNA, 746 nt
Organism: Nothobranchius furzeri (turquoise killifish)
Lineage: Eukaryota; Metazoa; Chordata; Actinopteri; Cyprinodontiformes; Nothobranchiidae
Gene: pvalb5
Product: parvalbumin 5
Cellular component (GO): cytoplasm
Molecular function (GO): calcium ion binding
Source: RefSeq, a predicted model, not a curated record
GGAAAUCUCCCUGGGUUUGAGGGCAGACACGUCAGGUUGCUUCUUACAAUCCUGAUCACAAAUCUGCAAGAGAGCGUCUGUGACUUCGGCACAAAGCAAGAGAGGCAGGGAUCUGCACAUCAACUGGUCGGAGAGAGCAAACCUCGCCUACAGCACAGCAGCAUCAGAGGACCAUGGCAUUUCUUGGGAUGCUGAGUGAUGAGGACAUCAAGGCUGCAGUCCAGGCUUGUCAAGCCCCAGGCACGUUUGACUUCAAGAUGUUCUUUGAACAAGUGGGACUGACUGGCUCGUUGGAGGCCGACAGGGAAAAAGUGUUCACGGUCUUGGACCAGGACCAGAGUGGAUACAUUGAAGAGGAGGAGCUUAAGUUGUUUCUUCAGAACUUCUGUCCGGAGGCGCGGGAGUUGACUGUGGCUGAGACAAAGGCUCUGAUGGCUGCAGGAGACAAAGACGGUGAUGGCAAAAUUGGGAUGGAAGAGUUCUGUGAUCUCCUGAACUAAAGACAUCAAACACACAAAGUCGCAACUGUUUCUUCCUGUUUUGUUUUGUAUAAUAUGUCCUAUGAAAGUCAAGUUUCCAUAGUUUUAUAGUAAAAAAUACAUCUAAGUAACUGUACCUGCAUGCUGCUCGUCCCCAUUUGAUAUUUCAACCAAUUUUCACAAUUGUUGGAUGAUAGCCUAAACUUGACACCAAAUAUUAAUUAUUUACUAAUUUAAUUGACUAAUAAAUGUAUUUAAGUUGCAAAA